This is a messenger RNA of Fonticula alba, 582 nucleotides long. RefSeq lists its product as hypothetical. The transcript has 3 exons. The coding region runs from base 1 to 582 and encodes 193 amino acids. Lineage: Eukaryota; Rotosphaerida; Fonticulaceae. The record is from RefSeq and is a predicted model, not a curated record.
AUGAGGUUACGCCGCGGGCUGCCGGCCCUGCUGGCCUUUGCAUUCAUCACCGGGGCCUUCCUCGGAGCAGUGGUCAUCGGAUCGCUGUAUGCCGAUCGCGAGCGCGACCAAAUCAUCAUCACGCGAGCCGACACGCCAAUGGAGGCGGCCGCACGGGUAGCCGGCUGCCUUGGCCGGGCCCCCGGUGCUGGCGGCGAGCUGGAUGAGAUGCCCCUCGGCCCGGCCAAGCUCCUGCGCAUGGUCCGGCCGGCAUUGUCGCUGGGCGUGUGCGAGGUGUCCCCCUCGACCUUGCGCCAUCGCAUCCUCAACCACGCGGUGCAGGGGUCGGCCGCGUGCAGACCGAGCAUUCGGCUGGCCACCAUCCCCGUCGAGUGCCCUUUCCCGGGCGAUCUGCUGAUGGGCUCCGAGGAAAACCGCCAGGCCCUACUGGCCAAGGGCCGGUCGGAGGCGGACCUCAUGCUGGUCGCGUCCGAGGCCGAUCGCGAGGUCCGCCUGAAUGGCCAAACGCUGUUGGGGCUGACCACACCGGGCACCAUUGCGAUGUGCGGAAACACCUUCCAGGCUGCCAGGUGUGCGGGAUAA